AUGCGGCUGCCAGAGUUCUCCCAGCCUGCGAAGGAAGGGAAGCCGGGGGUUAAAAUAGCCCGGUUCCUGGGGAAACGAAUUGCACAACAAUCUGCGCAUCGGGCUGGUCUCAGGAGUUUCAUCCGCUAUGGCUGGCGCUGGAGCUGGAGAGUGGCCACUUUUGUGACAAUAUUCAACAUGGUGAGCACAGGUCUGUCUGUGUACCGCAAUAAAACCACCAUCAGUAAUUUUGCUUCGGCAGGAGCCUUCACAGGAGCCCUUUUCAGAAUGCACUUGGGCCUGCAGGGACUGGCAGGCGGCUUCGUGUUCGGAACAGCGUUUGGGAUCCCUGCAGGGGGCCUCUUAAUGACAAUGCAGAAGCUUGCCGGUGAGACCCUGCAGGAGAAGAGAAACCGUGAGCGCAGGGAGCUAUAUGAACAGAAGUUAGCAGAAUGGCAAUCCAGGCUCAGUGUGAUGGAGGUCUUAGGCCAAACAGAAAGCAAUGCCCAGGGAGGAUCGGAGACAGAGCAAGCAAGAGAAUCUACGAGCUACUGA
Charadrius vociferus (killdeer) is the source of this 534-nucleotide messenger RNA. RefSeq names its product translocase of inner mitochondrial membrane domain containing 1 (gene TIMMDC1). Gene Ontology annotation, cellular component: mitochondrion. The transcript is spliced from 6 exons. The record is from RefSeq and is a predicted model, not a curated record. The coding region runs from base 1 to 534 and encodes 177 amino acids. Lineage: Eukaryota; Metazoa; Chordata; Aves; Charadriiformes; Charadriidae.